CCUGCUUAGCAGUCUUCAUUGUACAUGGAUGUGAUAUCAAUUCCAAUGAGUGGAUGGAAGCUAAAUAUCAAAACAGAAAUAAUGACAUUCAGUGGAAGUGUUAACAUCGCAGUGCAUCAUAAUAUUUAUAAUAUAUUUGCGAUGGUAUAUAUUUAAGUAACCAACAAGCUUGUGUUGGAACAAAUCGUGUUGGAAUACUCAAUUUUAUAUCUAUAGGGCAUAUUAAGGAAGGGAGGCAAAUUAAGAACAGCUCUAGAGUAUAAGCGAAAAAAAGAUGUCUGGUUUAUUUGCACCAGAAUUUUUUUCUAUAGCACCCCCAUUGAUGGAUUUUGAACAAGAGCUUAUCUGGUUCAAUUUGACGGAAUCUUUCGCUCAAACGGUGGAGUAUGACAAAAGUAAUCAUAUCAGUACCAACACGAGAGAAUUAAUGGAUUUGGCUUUCGUCCAGGCCUUAAGUUCGCAGGAUCAAAAGCUGCUUUUGAAUGAGUUGGUUAAAAACCCGUUUUUUGUUUAUCAAAUUCGACUAACCCCGGAUAAGUUGCCGCGAUUGGUGGAGAACAAUCCUUUGAUUUCAAUCGAGAUUCUUCUGAAGCUCAUGAACUCUCCGGAAAUUACGGAGUACUUUCACGUUUUAGUUAACAUGGACAUCACUUUGCAUUCCAUGGAAGUUGUCAAUAGAUUGACUACAUCCGUGAAUUUACCGACUGAAUUCCUGCAUUUGUAUAUAUCAAACUGUAUUUCGUCUUGUGAAAAUGUUAGAGACAAAUAUAUGCAGUCUCGGCUGGUGCGUUUGGUGUGUGUUUUUCUGCAGUCGUUAAUCCGAAAGAAGAUUAUUAAUGUUAAGGAACUCUUCAUAGAGAUUGAAACAUUUUGCGUGGUUUUUAAUCGCAUCAAAGAAGCUGUGUCAUUGUACCAACUGCUCAAACACCUUGAAAUGGGAGAUGCUGGUCAAAACGCUGGAAACAAUGGUGGAGGUUCCAACACAACCUCGUCUUCGUCAUCUUCAAACAAAAGUGAAAAGAACCCAAUAGGCAAGUGACAUAAACGUAGAAGAUACAUUACACAGAUGAACGGUUAUUUUAUUCUUCGAAAGAUAUAUAUAUAUAUAUAUAUAUAUAUAGUACAUAAGUUAGUUAGAUAUGUGUGUACAUAGUCUGUAAGCUGAAUAAAAAAGUUUUCCUAGAAUAAA
This is a messenger RNA of Stomoxys calcitrans (stable fly), 1189 nucleotides long. It is a transcript of the gene Not11, whose product is annotated as CCR4-NOT transcription complex subunit 11. Gene Ontology annotation, biological process: mRNA catabolic process; negative regulation of translation. Lineage: Eukaryota; Metazoa; Arthropoda; Insecta; Diptera; Muscidae. The record is from RefSeq and is a predicted model, not a curated record. Gene Ontology annotation, cellular component: CCR4-NOT complex. Bases 275 to 1039 code for a protein of 254 amino acids. The transcript is spliced from 5 exons.